AUGGUCAUCAUUGACAAGUCAGGAGUCCAUCGCCUCGAGACAUUCAAAUGUUUUCGACAUGGCUUUUUCCCUGCAUCAUUUAACAAGCUGAAGACCGUGUUCACCUUCAGAGUGCUAGAUGAUUUUCUGUUGGACAACCUCAAAUGCGGCACCUCAGCGAUGAACUAUUACAGCAAGCUUCGGCGAAUGACCUCGAGUGUGUUUCCCCACCUCGUUCCGGACCGAUACAGAGAGCUUAUGAGAGUCGCUCGACAGUGGAGGCAGUUAAAGUCUAUGAAAUGGCAUGGCUUUGGGCAUAGUUCCGACAACCCAAAUGCCGGAGAUCUCGCAUUAUUCUGCCCUGGCAUAAAUUUCAAAGCCGAACACCUGCAUCCCAUCAAGCCAUAUGAUGAAGUAUGGCUCUCCGAUGGGUUGGGGUUUAUGGUGGGAAAGGAAAGGUAUCGAAAGCAUCUUGAAGAGGCUGCUGACACUGUGGAAAAAUCGAGCUGCAACAAUCAUUGGGCUGUCAAUCAAGCAAAUGCAGCUCGGCACAAGCUGGAGUCCACCGGCAUCAGGGGAGUAGCCUGUGGCCGACACGGUUGCUUUGUCCCUCACUUGAUGGUAGAUUUCCAGAAAGGCGAAAGGCAAGCCGGACAUGCCGUUCAACAUUCCCGAGUUGACCAUGCAUCGUUUGCAGACAAAUGA
Messenger RNA from Suillus paluster, 684 nucleotides. RefSeq lists its product as uncharacterized. The record is from RefSeq and is a predicted model, not a curated record. The transcript has 4 exons. The coding region runs from base 1 to 684 and encodes 227 amino acids. NCBI's taxonomy places the organism in Eukaryota, Fungi, Basidiomycota, Agaricomycetes, Boletales, Suillaceae.